UUUCCCAGAUUAUACACUGUCUGUGCGACAUGUUUCAUUUUCAGAACCUCUUUGCGUCGUAUUUUUAGCUUAUUUGCGGCGGGUUGUUGUACAACUGUCGUCUAAAAACUACAUUUCCCAUGAGCCCGCGCGCUCUCGCUUGGCAGCGGUAUAGAUUUCAGUCAGGGAGGGCGCUGCCUGCAAAAUAUAAUCCAUAAUGUAGCGUUGUUUAUUUUGCCUACUACCAAAAGCUGAAUUUUGGGGGCAUUUUCUGCUUUGCAUUGAUUAUUUAGCCGAAUGUAGCUGUCGUACUCGGCUCUUGUAAUACCAAAUACCCGGAUGAGUCGGAGGCCUCUGAUUUGAUCAGACCGUCCCGGCGCUCCCCUCGCGGAAAUGUAGUUCGGAGGAAAUUUGACUCUUGAAAAAAAGAACUACAAAUCCUUUAAAAAUCGGUUUAAAACGCGAAAUAUUUAAUGAUUAACAACGCGAAACGUUUAAUGUGAACAAAUCCGGCCUUACACGCUUCAAAAUUAAUUUAAAUGUCAUUUAUUUUUUCUUCUUCACCGCCCACGUGGGUCACGUGGCGAGCCUAUGGAGCUGCUGUAGGGUCAGUGUUGUUAUAAAUAUGUGAAUGAGGUUGAAUUUCUGAGGAUAACCAAACAAGGGAAGGGCACUCGCCUGCGACCGAGGACACAAUGAGAGUAUUGAUCGGUGGAGGGUCAGGGUUUGUGGGCCGUGAACUGACUCGACUGCUGAAGAGCAAAGGUCAUGAAGUCACCAUCAUCUCCAGACAGCCUGGUCCAGGCAGGAUCACAUGGGCUGAUGUUGAAUCCGGUGGUCUCCCGCCGUGUGAGGGGGCAGUGAACCUGGCCGGGGAAAACAUCAUGAACCCACUGAGAUGGUGGAACGACAGUUAUAAGAAAGACCUGUUCUCCAGUCGAGUGGACACCACGAGGGCUCUAGCUCAAGCCAUCGCGGCCUCUUCUUCACCUCCACGAUCCUGGGUCCUGAUCACAGGAGUGGGUGCUGUGUUGGGGCGGGAUGGUGGUGCCAUGAAGCAGAUGCUGACCCCGUUCUGGCUGGGUCUGGGUGGUCCUCUGGGCUCGGGUCGUCAGCCAUUCCCUUGGAUCCAUGUCUCAGACCUGGCUGGAAUCAUCCUUCACGCUCUGGAGACCUCCAGCUCACCCCCCUCCACACAGCUGGAGGUGUUUAACGGGGUCGCUCCGGCGCUCAACACCAACUACGAGUUCACAAAGGAGCUGGGCCGAAUCCUGAGGAGGCCCACCCUGUUUCCCGUCCCGGGGUUCCUCAUGGACACCCUGCUGGGCUCGGAGAGAGCAGUCAUCCUCAUGCAGGGUCAGAAGGUCGUUCCCAAGAGGACUCUGGAGUCCGGCUUUCAGUUUCGGUACCCAGACCUGACCUCGGCCCUCCGGGAGAUCGUCGGAGGCUAGUUAUUCAGACGUAGCCGGUUUAUUGGUUACUCAUUUUACGGCUUUUAGAGGCUGAGGGGCAUUUCAGAAAGAAACGGGUCACAAUGGCAAUCACUUUAUUAUUCUAAUCAGUUUAUUUUAAUGUGUAGUCAGAGUGCACUGCUCUAAAAACUUAGUGUUUCCAAAGCCAGUCUUUGGGGACCUCCACACAGUCCACUUUUUUGCUGUAUCCCACCUCCCAGUACAUCUGUGCUGGUUCUCGGUUCUAGAUAGGGAUGAAAAGACAGCUGUAGACUGCCUGGGUGUCCCCAAGAUCCGGAUUAGAAACCAGCAGAGUUCUCACUGGACCAACAAGACUUCAGACCACUGUGGAACCUGAAUACAGAACACCUGGCUCAGGUGUGUUGGGAGCUAGAAUAGAGCAAAAUUGUGGACCCUCUUGUUUGUCCCCAGAAGCAGUGGGUCUGUUCCUGUCUUCUGACCCAGUACAGUCAUUGGUGCGGACAGUGUGCUGUUCAUUCAUCCACAUGUCCGGGUUUCUGGAUCGGCUUUGACGUUUGAUAUUUCCUCUAGUCCUUUCAGGGACCCGGCGCUGUCGUUCCUUCAUCAGCGACGCACGUACUGGCUGUUUAAGGUGAUUACGGCUGGUCUGGAGGUGCGUCGUCCUCCUCCGUGUUGAUGAUUGGCAGCCGAUCUCCCCAGUUGCUGCUCCGGGCGCAGCGGUAUGCGUCCCUGAAGGUGUGAAUUUUCAGCGUUAGGAGAUCAGAUCACAGCAGAUUCCGUUAUUAGUAAAGAAAAGGCAGCCACGCUUUACCGCAAGCCUACAUAACACCCACAUAAGCUUGUCAUGACAGCUGACAUAACCCAACAGAAAUGUUUAUUACAUGAUGCUUAUGGCAGCAUCUGUCGUAACCAUUAUAAAGAAUGGCGCCCUCUGGAAUAAGCAUGUAUAAACAUUAUAUAAGAUUGUUAGAUGUCACGACCAGCUUAUGUAGGAGUCACGCAGCCUUAUGAACCGUACCCUACAGUAAACUCUUACCGAAAAUGCUUUAAAAGUGUUUUGUUUGCCGUGAUCUGGAUAAUCAAUACUUCCAUGCCUAUAUCUAUCAAAUCUGAUUUAUUAAGUGUAAAUAUGGAUAGUAGUAGAUUAAAGGUAGGUUCAUCUGCUGGAAUCAACAUUAAAACGUGACUAUGCACAUCUUGUUCUCUUGGUUUAAGUCAUUACUGUAAAUAAAACCUCCUUUCUUCUGU
Molecule: messenger RNA, 2660 nt
Organism: Pygocentrus nattereri (red-bellied piranha)
Lineage: Eukaryota; Metazoa; Chordata; Actinopteri; Characiformes; Serrasalmidae
Gene: sdr39u1
Product: short chain dehydrogenase/reductase family 39U, member 1
Exons: 5
Coding region: 675-1430 (251 amino acids)
Source: RefSeq, a predicted model, not a curated record